Dreissena polymorpha is the source of this 650-nucleotide messenger RNA. RefSeq lists its product as uncharacterized. Bases 168 to 587 code for a protein of 139 amino acids. The record is from RefSeq and is a predicted model, not a curated record. The transcript has 2 exons. Lineage: Eukaryota; Metazoa; Mollusca; Bivalvia; Myida; Dreissenidae.
GACUUCAGUCCAAGUGUUUGUUCCUCUUAUAUCAUCUAAUUUCCUCCAGUCUGGCCAAUGCAAAAGCAGUAUGGUCCUUGAGUAUUCUUCACUGAAUGGCCAUACUGCUUUUGUACUGUUACCAGCUAUCACAGGAACUUUGCCUUUGUUGCAUAUAAAUUGAUACCAUGAGCAUUUUUCUUUCUCAGGCCGUGACAAAUAUUUAUCCAGAGGUGUACUUUUUGUGCAAGUGUUGCCAGUUUUUUCAAGUACCCUGGACCCAGACAUGCUUACUGACUGAAACUGGUGACUGCUGUGAAACAAAGAUUCAGGUGGUGCGGGUGCAUUUCCCUCGGGAGGAGGCCACAGAUCCUUGUUUGGAUUACCAGAGGCAUCAGAACCGGCAGGAUGCAUUGCGGUCAUGGCAAAAUUUUGCUGUGCCCACUCAGGGAGCUUACUGGCACAGACAUCUUCAUCCAGACCGUUUUUCAAAGCCUCAUGAAGAAGAUUGUGUGGUUCUCUGUCAGAUCUCCAACAUAGUCCAUGAAAGUGAAUCAUGCCUCUGGAUUUGGCAAACUCAUACCUGUACCAGAAAGUAUCAACCUUAAAUGCAGUUUUCAUUACAGUUUCAAAGUAUUCUUGUGUCCGAAGAUUAAAGUAAUGUGAGACAA